Lodderomyces parapsilosis is the source of this 939-nucleotide messenger RNA. RefSeq lists its product as uncharacterized. Gene Ontology annotation, cellular component: Golgi membrane. NCBI's taxonomy places the organism in Eukaryota, Fungi, Ascomycota, Pichiomycetes, Serinales, Debaryomycetaceae. The coding region runs from base 1 to 939 and encodes 312 amino acids. The record is from RefSeq and is a predicted model, not a curated record. The transcript has a single exon.
AUGACUAAACGACUCAAUUUGCCAUAUACUACCCAGGACCUCUUCCCUCAAUCCACUCCAUCUACAAAGCAUGGAUCAGUUCGAGCUGGGUCAAUUGCGUCAACUCCGUCGUCACUAUAUAUCCCUCGUCCUACAUUCCAUCACAACUCCACGUCAUUCAAAUUCAAAAACAAGUUCAAAAAUGUCAGGAAAAUGGUUAAAAGACUAUUCAAACCUAGUACAUUGGAUUUCGAAACGGCGAUAUGGGAGAUUUUUCAUUUAAUCAUUAAUCCGAAAAAGAUGUAUCGAUCGCAUUACUAUUACCGACAACAGCAACAACAACCGGACGGGAAAACAUCGUAUACGAGAGAUGAUCCAUCGUUUUUGAUAUUGGUCACUGGUUUCCUUUCCGUGAGUGCAAUCGCAUGGGGAUUGGCAUACUCGCCUUCGGUGUGGGAUAUUUUCAAGUUGAUUUUAUACAUGGUGGUGGUUGACUUUUACCUCACUGGGAUCGUCAUUGCUACAGUGACAUGGUUGGCGACUAAUAAAUUGUUCAACUUGGAAGUGGGGUUGAACAAGUAUAGUGCAAACUAUAUCGAAUGGGGUUUUUGUUUUGACAUUCAUUGCAAUUCGUUUUUGGUUAUUUGGUGUUUACUAUAUGUCGUCCAAUUUAUCUUAUUACCAAUUAUAAGAAUGAAGAAAUCAAUCAUUGCAUUGGUUUUGGGGAACUCACUAUAUUUUGGAAGUAUCGGUUACUACUUUGUCGUGACAUUUUAUGGGUUCAAUUCAUUGCCAUUCAUUUCAUCAAAUGUUGUCAAGCUGAAUGAUCGAAACCCAGCAAGAGUUUUACAAUUGAUUGUUGUAGCUGGUAUUUUGCCCCUUUUGGCCAUCGCGUGGCUUGUGACUCUCCUACUCAGAUUCAAUGUGGCUGCCAAGUUGGUUGAUUCCUACUUCAACUAA